CGGCCGACCCGCGGGUCCCGCACAGUGACUGAGGAACCUGUGGUUUGUCGGCGGAGUGCCUCGCUGUUUGCUGGCCGAGGCACGGGCUGAGACACGCCCUGUCUGUGGUGUGAGACACGCCCUGUCUGCGAGCUGAGACAUACCACAUCGAAGCUCGAUAGCCACGUCGACCACAGACGCCAGGUCGGCCUGUGGCGCCGCCCGAGUCGAUCUCAUCGCCACCAUGGAUUGCACCAAGUGUGUAAAGAAGGUAAAGCACCAACGUGACCUGCGGGUCAAGAUGGUGACCUCUCCAAAGAAGACGAGUCAGGUUGUUCGGUUCACCGAAGGAGUCAGUGCCGAGGAGCUCACUCAGCCCGGGCUGAAGACCAAUGGUAGCAGCACGGGAGUGAGGAUGUUCCAUCGCCUGCCGAAGUCGCAGCCGAUCAAGAUCGAGUUCGAUGACCUGACCUACACCGUGGCGGCCUCACGGCGCCGGGGUCAGGUCACCAGAGAGCGUAAGACCAUUCUGGACGGUGUUACGGGCGUGUUUCGGCCGGGUCAGCUGACUGCCAUUAUGGGACCGUCGGGAGCGGGCAAGUCGACCCUGCUCAACAUUCUGGCGGGCUACCGGGUCCGGAACGUCGAGGGCUCUAUCCGAGUGAACGGUACCGCCAGGAGUCUGCAGACGUUCAGGAAGAUUCAGGCGUACAUUAUGCAGGACGAUCACCUUCUGCCCCACCUCAGCGUCGACGAGGCCAUGAUGGCAGCGGCUAACCUGAAACUGGGUCCCGGCUUCACACACCACGGUCGGCGGCAGGUGAUUGAUGACGUCCUGGAGGCUCUCGGCCUCUCCUCGAGCCGCUCCACACGCUGCGUCCGCCUCUCUGGAGGACAGAAGAAGCGUCUCUCCAUCGCCCUAGAGCUGCUCAAUAACCCACCCGUCAUGUUCUUCGAUGAACCUACCAGUGGCCUGGACUCCAACUCGUGUUCGUCCUGCGUCUCGCUGUUGAAAACUCUGGCUGAGGGCGGCCGGACCAUCAUCUGCACCAUCCACCAGCCGUCCAGCCGGCUGUUCCAGCAGUUCGACCAGCUCUACAUCCUGGCCAGGGGCAGCUGCAUCUACCGCGGCACACGACCCAACCUGGUGCCGGCCCUGGCGGCUGCCGGGCUCCACUGUCCCGGCUUCCACAAUCCAGCAGACUUCGUGAUGGAGGCCGCCAGUGGAGAGUACGGCGAUUGGAUCACCACUCUGGUGGCCGCCUCACGGAACGGCAAGUCGACACAGUGGACGGCCGCCGACGGCUCCCCGGCGGCACAGCGCUCACUGCAGGACACCUGCCAUAGUACAGAUGAGACCCAGCCUGGCGGCACAGACAGUAUAUCCAACGGCGCUGCUGCUGCCGUGGCGCCCUCUGGAGCCGGGUCCGCCCUGACAGAGCCCGCCAGCGGCGAGCCCUCUGUGGCCGCAGCAGGAGAGCCGGGCAGCAGCAGCCUGCUGCUCGGGGAAGCGGAGACUGGCGCCGUGGUCGUCAGCGGCGCCAGUCAGCGUCUGGACGCCGGCAGGGAGCCGUUCACCACGUCUGCCACGACUCAGUUCUGUGUGCUGCUCAAACGGACGUGCCGCUCCAUCAUCAGAGACCGGAUGCUGACCAUGUCUCGGCUGGCGUCGCACGUCCUCUUUGGGCUGAUGAUCGGUAGUCUGUACCUGGGUAUCGGCAACGAGGCCAAGUCUGCCUACAACAACGCUGCGCAGCUGUUCUUUGCCGUCAUGUUCCUGCUCUUUGGCGCCCUCAUGUCCACCAUCCUCACAUUCCCUCUGGAGAUGUCGGUAAUGAAGAAGGAGUAUAUGAACUGCUGGUACUCGGUCAAAUCGUACUACCUGGCCAAAACGGUGGCCGACCUACCCUUUCAGAUCGUCUUCCCACUCAUCUAUGACGUCAUCGUCUACUUUAUGACGUCACAACCGAUGGAGCUGGACCGGUUCUGCAUGUUCUGUCUGAUGACCAUCCUCACUGCACUGGUGGCUCAGAGCGUCGGUCUCGUGAUCGGCGCGUUCUGCGAUAUACAGCUGGCCGUGUUUCUGGGACCGAUCACGAUGAUCCCAAUCAUCCUAUUCUCGGGCUUCUUCGUCAACCUGAGCACGGUGCCGGUGUGGUUGUCGUGGCUCUCCUACCUCUCCUACGCGCGUUACAGCUUCGAGGGUCUCAUGCUGGCCGUCUACGGCUUCGACCGCGAGGACAUGCACUGUUCAGUGCCGUUCUGCCACUACAGGAGUCCCAAGAAGUUCCUCAAGGAGCUGGACAUGCUGGAGUCGGACUACUGGACGGAUGUGCUGGCGCUGAGCGUGAUGACCGUGCUGCUCCGGCUGGUCGGCUACUUUGUCCUCCGCUACAAACUGAAGCUGGAGCGGUGAUGAGGUCCGUCAGUUAACGGUGGUGGGCCCUUGCGGCCGUCCCCUCCCCAUCAGGGGACCCGAGAUAGGUGGUCUCGGUCCGCGCCGGCCGGCCGACCGGGGUGGGUGGGACGAGACGGUGUUGAAUUACGAUCGUCUGCGGGGGACGGGAUCUCACGGCCGCCCGCACGCUCCUCCCCACUGGGCGGGGGAGGGGACUCGGCGACCAAUCGGCCGGCUGACCGGCGUCCCGUCGUAGUACUGAGAGUAAACAGCAUACUUGGCGGCCGGUGGGCAGAGGACAUUGGACAGAGCAAUCAUCCGAACAGCCAAUCAGGGCCGCGGCGGGCGUGGCUUCUUAUCAGGAGAUGAGUGUUCAGCAGCGCCAGCGAGCGAGUGUUCCUGCUGAUGACUGGGUCUUGUACAGCUCAUAGUUCCAAGUAAUAUCAAACUCAGCUUGCCGGGACUUUUUCAUGGUGCCAUCUCGCGGCGUUUUUAUCACAGUGAUCCGGCGAAUGGUCUGCUGAGUGUGGUGCUUCAGCUGUUGAAGCCUGAGCUUGUUGACAUGGCCUCUUUUCAGUCCUUGUAAAGAUGACAGGGGCGCCCCGGGACGGCGUUUCUUAUCGCUCUCAUAUGGGGCGUCCUGGCUCCACAUGUCUGGCCAACGCUCAUCUGUCCUUUUUCCCCCUCUCUCUCUCUCUCUCUCUCUCUCUCUCUCUCUCUCUCUCUCUCUCUCUCUCUCUCUCUCUCUCUCUCCCUCCUUCCCUCUCCUCUCCCGUCACUGUGAUACUCAAACGCUGGUGGGAAGGAUUGACUGCGGCCUCCUUCGAGAAGGUGCGCGUUCAUUUUACGGCGUUGACGCGAUCUGCGCUCGCGUCAGUCAGCUAAGCGCUGUGUAUGUAUAGAUCAUUUAUCUGUUAUUUCCGCAUGAUAUGAGCCGUGCGGAUAUUGCUGUUUGGAUUUGAAUAAGACGUCCCUUCUAAGCGGGACGGAGUUGGAUCUAAGGGUGACUCGGUGUGAAAGCCGUUUUUUGCCCCCACACUGUGACGAGCCUUGUAUGGGCAAGAGCGUUUGUGAUGCCCUCUGUAGGAUGUCAGAGCCUGAACUGGAACGACAAAGUCAUCCAAGCUAUCGUAGAGCUGGUUUGUGAUCGGAUAUGGCGCUAGUUUUGUACCAAGUUACAUAGCACGGUACAAAUGAAAAAGAACCUGUACGAUUCUCUUGGUUUAAUGUAGGUUAUUUUACAGAUGCUUGUACUUCCCUAUUGGGACAAUAAGUAGGUUUGUGCGUAUACCCAUAUAUCGUGAUUAGUUCGUUCAUUUUCAGCGCGUACGUUUUCAUAUCGAUGCCGAGUGCGAGAAAUGUGAUCCAUUUUCGCUGCUGCAUCUGUGUGAUUGAGGCUCGAGUGUUCAUAUGUGUUAAUCGUUAAUCGCCCGUUUAGUCUUUGUAGCCUGUAGGCACCGUUGAGCAAUUCCAAAGGUAGCACCAAAUACCGGCGCCGGACGACUGCCGGCAUAUACAUACGGUCGUGAAAUAAACAUGGAAUACCGUAA
Amphibalanus amphitrite is the source of this 3927-nucleotide messenger RNA. Its product is annotated as ATP-binding cassette sub-family G member 1-like. Bases 224 to 2395 code for a protein of 723 amino acids. Gene Ontology annotation, cellular component: plasma membrane. Gene Ontology annotation, molecular function: ATP binding; ATP hydrolysis activity; ABC-type transporter activity. The record is from RefSeq and is a predicted model, not a curated record. Lineage: Eukaryota; Metazoa; Arthropoda; Thecostraca; Balanomorpha; Balanidae. The transcript has 15 exons.